This is a messenger RNA of Carassius auratus (goldfish), 839 nucleotides long. Its product is annotated as hepatocyte cell adhesion molecule-like. NCBI's taxonomy places the organism in Eukaryota, Metazoa, Chordata, Actinopteri, Cypriniformes, Cyprinidae. Bases 150 to 833 code for a protein of 227 amino acids. The record is from RefSeq and is a predicted model, not a curated record. The transcript has 4 exons.
UGUGGUUUGUGGGCAGAAACACAACUUCUGCUGUGUAUGUGUAGAUGAAGGACACUUCACAUAAAAACUCAGACCUCAUGGACAUGUGAUCAACAGGUUGUGUUUUAAACCUGGGCGGACGGUAAAUGUUUUAAGUGCACUGAAGGAAAAUGCUCGUCAGUAAUCGGUUAUCUUUGAUUCUGCUCAUUUUCUGUGGUGUGUUUGGUGCGAAGACAGAUGAAAUCAAGACGAUAUCAGUGAAGACGGGAGAUUGUGUAGUAUUACAUACUGGUGUUCGUGAGAUUAACAGAGAAAAGCAGAUACUGUGGCUGUUUGGAGCUGAGGAUCCAGAUACUCUCAUUGCUGAAAUCUACAAGCUGAGCAUCUCUAUAUAUGACACUUAUGAGGGACUUAAAGACAGACUGCAGAUGGACCAGCAGACGGGAUCUCUCACCGUCAGAAACAUCACAACCAGUCACUCUGGACUUUAUAUGGCACAGAUUAUGAACUCAAUGACCACAUUUAAAAGAUUCAGUGUUAUGGUUUAUGGCCCUGUCUCGUUGCCUGUCAUUGAGAGCAGCUCACAGGUCAGCGAGUGUCUGAUAUCUGAUGGAGGGUUUUCUUCUGCAGUGAUGUGUUCAGCUGAGAAUGGACCAGAAGUCUCUCUGUCAUGGUUUAAAGGGAAGGAACGACUAAAUCAGACCAGCAGCCCUGACCUCAGCGUCACGCUGUCUCUCCCGCUGGAGAUAAAAGACAGAAAUAAUGACGUCUUUCAUUGUGUGGCUGCUAAUCCAGUCAGCAACAAGACGACACAAUUCAGCUUCCAGGAACACUGUCCACUAAAUACAGGUUAAGUUCAA